Molecule: messenger RNA, 2030 nt
Organism: Rubroshorea leprosula
Lineage: Eukaryota; Viridiplantae; Streptophyta; Magnoliopsida; Malvales; Dipterocarpaceae
Source: the annotation of a GenBank genome assembly
AGAAGAAUACUCAAACCCACACAUCAAGCUAAAGAAGUAAUAAAAAAAUCUUCAGUAUCAAAGGGGAAAAGAUGAGAGAGAAUGGUAGAGCGAGAGAGUGGGUUUCAUGCACGGGACACAGGACGUGGCAUCGGCGGACAGCACUGGGUAGUGAGAAGACCAGACUCCAAGAGGGAGGUAGGCAGUGGAAAGGGGAAGAGUCAGGGCACUGUAGCUGGAAUGGGUAUCAGAAUAAACACGGAGGGGGGGGGCCCGCAAAGGAGAAGCAAGAACGGAAGGAGAUUUGGUUUUGUCAGGUUCCUUAAUGUAAGGAAUACCAGGGAGCUUGAAAACCAGCUUGAUAAAAUAAAGGUGGCAGGGCAUAAAUUAUGGGGAAAGACAUAUGCUAAUGCUGUGCGAGGUCAAGAAAGUUGCGAUGCUGGAAAAAGCGGAGAGAAGGGUCCUGAAAGACUCUUGAAGUCUGAAGAAGGUAUAAUCAGAGCCCGUGAAAAGCAAAAGCAGCUGAAGAACGAACUUGUUUGGAAACAGAAAAACAAAGGAGAGGUGUGGUCGGGUCUAGAGUUUAAGGUGAAAGAAGAUGACCUGCAGUGGUUGCAAGGAAGCUAUGUGGGAGUUGCACACUCAGUGGAGAUUGUACCCAAUUUACAAGAGAAGUUCUACAUGGAAGGGUACUUCUCAUGUAGAUUAAGAGCCAUGGGGGGAAAAUUGGUCCUUUUGGACAGUGAGGAUAAAGAAGAAAUUAAGGAUUUAGUGGAGGGAGCCUCAGAAUGGCUUGGGCAAUGGUUUUCAGAGGUGAAACCGUGGUCACCUACAAUGGUAGAAAAAGAAAGCACAAGCAAAAAGAGAAGGUUCGAUGUCGCAAGAUUUCUAUUAUCAACAUCAAUAAUGGAUUCUAUCUCCGUCCAUCGGAAAGUUAAAGUCAAUGGGGAUAUAUUUGAGUUGAAGUUUUCAGAAGAGGAAUUGACAAAUAGCCUCUUCUCAUUGAAGUAUGAUUUCAGGCCAUCUUUUAAUAGCGACUUAGAGUUGGAUGAGUCUUGGUCAGGUGCCUCGGAGUAUUCAGAAGGUGUUGAUGAAGAUAGCGGGGAAGCUAAAAUCGGAGAUGGCGCCGGCGAGGAUAGUCCAAACAAAGUAUCAAUGCCGAGCAAGGAGAGAGGGAGUAGGUUGGCUGUCACUUCAAACUCAAAGGCAAAAUUUGAAUUCGAAGGGAAGAGUAAUGAUGAGGGUUGGUCAGAAAAGAAGGCUAGGCUCUCAAAUAGCAGAGUAGGGGAGGAGGAGUCCGUUGAUGUGGUUGCAGAUAGCUUUGAAAUGGAUAUGGAAGAGGAUGACGCAGGGGAGAGAGCCGUUUUGGGAAUGGGUGCAUCUGGACGUAAGGAGAAGGCGCUCUCAAAUUCAAAUCCUGCAGCAAGUUUGGGAAGUGUUGGGUUGGGCAUGCAGCCCAAUAGUGACCCAUUAGAUGGAUUUGCUGCCAUUCGAAAAAGGGCCGGUGAAGGUCUGCCAAAAGAUUAUUGGACCGAUGAAAGAUUAAUAGGCAGGCCACAAUCGGGGAUUGAAGUAAGGCCCGAAGAGGGUGCCAAAAAGAAGAAGUCACGGGAAUCUGCAGAAAAAGACACGUUUAGUCUAAAGAAUGACAGCUCCUGUAGUAGUGAAAGGGAGAGAUCUGAAGGACGCAGGGAAAAGGAAUCGUGCGCAGCUCAGAAAAAUGACAAGAAAAACAGUAAGAAAAGGAGCAAAUCAUGCACCUCGGUCUACCAAAAAUCAAUUCUUGUUGGAUUUAUGAAGCAGAAGAAGAAAAGCAGGGGCAGAUGUGGGGCGAAGCAAGCAAAAGAAGAAGAAGUGCCGGUGUUCUUGCCAAGUACAAGCAACUCAAUAGUGGGUGGAUCCGUAGGAGAUAGCGGUAUUCAGAAUUGUAAUAGACUGCUCAUGGAACUCCCCAACAAGCGGAUUGCUACGGACAUAUGGGAGUUUGCGAAGAAGAUUGGGGCAGUGGCAGAGGAUGAAGAUUAGGUCAUCAAGAAACUCGAGGAGAUGGA